UCUGCAGCGUUAGGUGGAGCAGCUCACCUGGUUAACUUCUGCAGUACGGACACAGUAGCUGGGCUGCUGAUGGCUCAGCGAUACUAUGGCUGCCCCAUGGCUGGCUUCUCCAUUCCAGCAGCAGAGCACAGUACCAUCAUCUCCUGGGGGAGAAGCAAGGAGAAGGAGGCAUUUGAGAGAGUCUUGGACCAGUUCUCCUCAGGGCCGGUGUCAGUGGUCAGUGACAGCUACGACAUCUUUAAUGCCUGCAAACACAUCUGGGGAGACAAGCUGAAGGAGCGAGUCAUGGAGCGCAGCCAGGACUCAUGUCUGGUCAUCCGGCCGGAUUCUGGAGACCCUGCAGAGACUCUUAUUGAGGUCAUCAAGAUUUUGGAGGAGUGUUUUGGCUCUUCCCUCAACUCUGUGGGAUACAAGGUCCUGCCUUCUUACCUACGAAUCAUUCAAGGAGACGGCAUUGACCUCUGCUCAGUGGAAGAGAUUCUUGAGAAGCUGAGUGAUGAAGGAUGGAGUGCUGAGAACGUCUUCUUUGGUUGUGGCAGCGCUUUGCUACAGAAACUCAACAGAGAUACACUCAGCUGUGCCUUCAAGUGCAGCUAUGUGGAGAGUAACGGCAAGGGGAUGGACGUGUACAAGCAGCCGGUGACCGACCCAUCCAAGGGGUCAAAGAAGGGUCGAUUAUCAUUGAGGAGGAACUCUGACGGCUUCUUAGAGACAGUAGAGAGAGGGGCAGGCAAGCCUGAGGAGGACCUGCUUGUGACCGUUUUUGAGAACGGCAGCCUGGUGAAGGACUACUCCCUGGAGGAGAUCAGGAAGAACGCUCGGCUGAGAGACGAGGAGAUGAACCCCACACUGCACAACCACGAACCGGAGCUGCUGCACAAUCACAUCAUCAACGGGAUUCAUUAGAUCAAGCACAAAGCCUCCCACAAUGCAUAUGGUACUUCAGUGUUUAACAGGUGCACUGGGUUGAAGACUGUUUUCGGAGGGCACCCAUCUGAGUAUAAACUUGCAGAAUGGAAAUGAAAAGCUGUUUCUCAAAGCAGCUCCCACCAAGCACUACUACCCACACUUCAUUCUGAGGAGGCCAGUGAUAACAUUGUUUUCAGGUAGCUUCAUUCACGUUCUCUUCUGGCCAAACACUCAGCCAGAGCACAGAGUACAAGGUGCACACAUUGCCCCGCAGACAUGCAGCUCAGGAUCAAAUACGAUAAGCUAGGUAAAUCCAGAAAUUAAAGUGAUAAAACAAUAAAGUUACACAUCCUGAGUUUGAGCUUGCUACUGGACACUUACAGAAUACAUACAGAAUUAGGGUGUGUAUCUUUAAAGGUAUUUUCAUAGCUGAUAUGCAGUAGCCGAGCAUCUUCAGGCCAAAAAUGAACUAAACUUCCAGAUAUUCCGAGCUUCCAUCAGAUUUCUUUUUCUGAGUGUUUUUAUUGAAGGAGAAAAGCCUUUGAAACAGCAUUUUAGACCAUAAGACACUAGCUUAUACCAAAAUAUGAAUGGUAACAGUAUUACUGAUUAUAGUAAUAGUGCUACAUCAUCAGGUAUGGGUUGCUCUGAGUGCUUGAUAUACAGUAUUUAAAAUCAUUGACAGUAGGGAUGCCCAGAUCAAUCAGCUGCCGCCGAUCAUCAUCGAUAUGAUAUUCAGCAAAAACAUAUCCUCUGAAUAUUAUUGCUCGAUCAGGUGUUUUGCGUUUUUUGGAUCGGUUUUCGCGAAUGCAAAAAACUUGAUAUGAAGUUGUUAGUUUGUUGUUUUUUUUUACUUAAACCGAUCGGUUUGAUCCAAUUGUCAGCUAAGUGGAGCUGUUUCAUACGUCUCAUGUGAGUUACAGUCUAUGCCUUUUACACAUGUAGCACACAACCAGAGAUUGUCUGUGUGAGACUUUUUCUCACCUGUUGGAAAUAUGCCAUUAGGUUUAGAGUGUGCAGGAGGAGGAUGUGCACGCUUUACAGAGUCUCACAGCUUCCGUUUUUGAAAUAGCACAACAGCAUAAAAACCCCAUUUAAAGACUCUCCAUUUCUCCAUUAUUUGCAUUACUAACCUCAUAGUUAACAAAUAUAUAAUUAUAUCAUUGUUGUUGUUCAACAAAUGCCAAACAACAAAUGAAGGUGUCAAACCUGCUCCCUUAUCAACCGCGUGUUUGUGGGAACCUUUGACCUUUGCCUUUUUUUUUGCAAACAAAAUAAAUUUUUUGAAACACAAUUGUGUUUUACUUUUAAUCACAUAUGAAGAGGUAGUUUCACUUUAUAUGAAACAACUAGAAAAAAAAAAAAAAACAAUAAUCUUGGCGGCCUCUCCUGCAUGCGACUGAGAGCUCAGCAGGUCACUGCCACAUGGUGGAGAUCCCAAUACACUACAAAGCAGUGCUACUGCUAUACCAGCUGCUAUAACAAAACAAAAACACCAUCAGCAUCGGCCAAUAAGGCUCAUAUCAGCGGCAAAAACAAAACAUAAUUGGGGCAUUCCUAGUUGUUUCUGCCCUUUGGUUUGUGUUUGCGUGUAGGAAGCGUAAUAUAUAAAUGAAAGGUAUUUAAAUGAAGACCUCACCACACUGACCAAUUGUGCUCACUAAAUAAAGCUGAUUGUCCUGCACUGCAACAGUUUGGACAAAGAAAAUGAAGUCAAUGAAGCCAUCAACAAACAAACAAAAAAGACAUCAUGAAAGAAAUAAUCAGAUGAAUAAAUUGUGUAAAUUAUAUACAUGAACAAACAA
This is a messenger RNA of Morone saxatilis (striped sea-bass), 2714 nucleotides long. RefSeq names its product nicotinamide phosphoribosyltransferase 2 (gene nampt2). The record is from RefSeq and is a predicted model, not a curated record. Gene Ontology annotation, molecular function: nicotinamide phosphoribosyltransferase activity. Gene Ontology annotation, biological process: NAD+ biosynthetic process. NCBI's taxonomy places the organism in Eukaryota, Metazoa, Chordata, Actinopteri, Moronidae.